Messenger RNA from Bicyclus anynana (squinting bush brown), 422 nucleotides. RefSeq lists its product as uncharacterized. Gene Ontology annotation, cellular component: vacuolar membrane; proton-transporting V-type ATPase complex. The record is from RefSeq and is a predicted model, not a curated record. NCBI's taxonomy places the organism in Eukaryota, Metazoa, Arthropoda, Insecta, Lepidoptera, Nymphalidae. The transcript is spliced from 2 exons. Bases 99 to 422 code for a protein of 107 amino acids. Gene Ontology annotation, molecular function: proton-transporting ATPase activity, rotational mechanism.
AAUAUCCAGCGUACGCGCAUUUGGGAAUAGACAGAGGCGGUCAGACCAUCACGGAGACGAAGAAAGCUUGGCUGGAUCUGCUGAAACGGCUCAUCGUAAUGAUGCAGCUCAGAGCCAGCUUCCUGAUGCUGGAGGUGGCUAACAAGAAUGCGACAAAAAAAUCAAACGUCCUUGCAAAAAUCGUCAUUCCGAGGUUAAACGUGACAUCUCACUACAUAAACUCUGAACUGGAGGAGAAAGAAAGGGAAGAGGUGUUCCGUCUAAAAAGAGUGAAACAGAAGAAGGACUUUGAGAAGAAAUUGGAUGAAAUGAAGAGGUUAGAAGCGUCCAGGCCAAAACCGGCGGAGCAACAAACGGAAAAGUCACAAUUGUCUGUAGUUAAGAGUGAAAAUGAAACUUUAACAUCGAGGAAAUCAAAUUAA